Dryobates pubescens (Downy woodpecker) is the source of this 1634-nucleotide messenger RNA. It is a transcript of the gene CD99L2, whose product is annotated as CD99 molecule like 2. Lineage: Eukaryota; Metazoa; Chordata; Aves; Piciformes; Picidae. The transcript is spliced from 11 exons. The record is from RefSeq and is a predicted model, not a curated record. Bases 64 to 840 code for a protein of 258 amino acids.
CCUCGUCCCGCCCCGGCGGAGACUGGCGGCUGUUCCGCGGCAGAUGCGCAGCCCCGCCGCGACAUGGCCAGCCGCCGUCUCCUGGGGCUCCUCCUCGCCUUCGCCGCGCUGCUGGGCGCAGGUCAUGGGGACGACUCAGCUGACUUAAACCUAGAAGAUGCCCUCCUUGACAUUGUCACCAAGCGACCCACUCCCAAAGGCCCCAAGAAGCCAGCAGGUGGGACAGGCUUUGAUUUGGCUGAUUACUUUGACACCCCUGUGGAGACUACCACCAAACCACCCAAGCCAACUCCAAAGCCCUUCCCCAGGCCAGGCAAGCCAGACAACUUUUGGGAUGGCAUCCACAGCACCACAACCAGGCAGCCAAAAACUACAAGGGCUCCCCCCAAGUAUAACCCAGGAAAGGAUCCUAUGGAUUUUGACCUGGCUGAUGCCCUUGAUGAUAAAAACGAUGGGAAAGAUGCUGGGAGAUCGAAUGUAAAGCCAGGUGAAGCCUUUUCAGACAGUGACCUGGAGGACAUCGUGGAUGGCGGCUACAGCCCGGACAAGAAGAAGGGUGAUGGGGGUAGCACAGACAACAACUACGGAGGCACAGCGGUGGAGACAGGGACGAUCGCCGGCAUUGCCAGCGGCCUGGCCAUGGCGCUCAUCGGGGCUGUCUCCAGCUACAUCUCCUACCAGCAGAAGAAGUUCUGCUUCAGCAUCCAGCAGGGACUUAAUGCAGAAUAUGUGAAAGGAGAAAACAUGGAAGCUGUUGUGAGCGAGGAACCCCAAGUUAAAUAUUCAGUACUGCAAACACAGUCAGCAGAACCACCAAAACAAGACAGUGGAAAGAUGUAAAAGCAUGGCCUGGGGCUAGAAAGGAAUCAGUCAGCGGCAAACGGAGAUCUUACACGCUUGUAAUUUAGCUUAUUAUUUAAUUUGACUCCAAAGCUAUUCAAUGUGUACUAAGGCUUGAACUGGCUUCUUACUGCUCUAGGCUUUAGGGUUAGAGUGGUAGCAUUUGUGUAUUUUUUUGUAAAGAGGUAUUAUGUUUACAGCAAAGUCAUAGUGUAGGUUUAACAUCCAGUUGUAUGCAAACCAAACAGAAGGUGCUUCAGUAGUGGUCAGUUUUAAUUAAGGGACAAGGUCUUUCUUGAGGAGUUGAAGAGCUUACAGGAUUGAGGACAGUGAAGUGCCUGUACAUAGCAACCCAAAGCCAACCAUGCAAAGACUCUUGCUCCCACAAUCCAGGAGGAAAUGAUCAACGACCUAUUGUGCCUCUGAGAUGUGCACAAGUCUAUGGGACUGGAUGGGAUCCACCAGAGGGUUCUUAAGGAGCUGGCAGAUGUGCUCACCAAGCUACUCCUGAUGAUUUGUCAACAGUCCUGGCUAACUGGGCAGGUUCCAGCUGACUGAAGGCUAGCUAAUGUGACAGCCAUUGACAAGAAGGGCUGAAAGGAUGAUCCAGGGAACUACAGGCAUGUCAGUCUGAGCUGGGUGCCAGGAAAGGACAACAAGGCAACACACCUAGUGGAUGAGGGAAGUGCCAUGAACAUUGUCUACCUGGACUUUAGUAAAACCUUUGACAUUGUCUACCCGCGUCGUCGCUGAAAUGAAAACUCUGUGUUUGGAUGCUUUCAAGGGCAGGUUCA